Molecule: messenger RNA, 780 nt
Organism: Phymastichus coffea
Lineage: Eukaryota; Metazoa; Arthropoda; Insecta; Hymenoptera; Eulophidae
Product: protein enabled homolog
Exons: 3
Coding region: 1-780 (259 amino acids)
Source: RefSeq, a predicted model, not a curated record
AUGGCCCCAAGGAUUCUCGUCGCGAAGAAGAAGGGUCUGAGCCUGACGGUGAAGAUCCCGCUGUCUACAGUCCCUAGGACCAUCACGGGGAUCAGGAAGCGGGAGACCAGACCGGCUCGGGCCCCGGAACCCGACCGCCACGAGGAGAGCCUUGGCCUGCAGGCACUUACCACCAUGCCUGGGUACCAGGAGAGGGAGAAGGCUCGCCUGGAGGCCAUGGAAGUGGCGGAAGAGGAGCCACCACAACCCCUCCCGGUGGGCCAAGAACGAGACCGCCUCCAUCGCUGGGCCCUCACGUUCCAGACCCGCAUUCCUGAAGCGGACUGGAGGCGUGAGGAACGCCGGCGAAUGGAGGUAGUCCGUGCCAUCCGGGAGGAGAUGAAUGCAACGGCUGACCAGAUGGACGGCAGGACAGCUGAAACUCUGUCCGAACGUGGGACCUCCAAAUCCCAUUGUUCGGACACCUCAAAAGGUUCCCAGCUGUCCCUGGACGGGCAAGCGGAGAAAGAGCUAGAGGACUACCUGGACAGGGGCGCGGAGUCGGGACAGCAAAAUCGUUCGCCUCCACCAUCUCCACCACCACCGCCCAGUCGUCCGUCAGACCACCAACCACCACCACCGCCCAGCCAACCUCCACCACCGACCGACCAUCGACCACUGCCCAGUCGACCUCCACCACCGAUCGACCAUCGACCACCGCCGCCAUCACACCACCAUCCGCCACCACCGCCCAGCCGUCGGCCACAAGGAGCCGAGGUCAUCCAGGCUGAUUACCUGUGA